AUGGGUGCCCAACUUUAUAAAACAGCAAGUGGACGGUUGUUUCAUGCCGGAGCCGUAGCUAUUAUUACAGUCGGACUGCCAGCCAGAGGAAAAACGCACGUUUCAAGAUCGUUAUGUAGAUAUAUGAGAUGGUUGGGUGUAUCGACAAAAGUAUUUAGUGUUGGAAACUACCGAAGAAAACUUAUGGGCCAAAUUCCAAAUGAAAUGUUCGAUCCAAAUAAUGAUGAUGCUUACGAGAAAAGAUUGAAAAUUGCUGAUGACUGUUUAAAUGAUAUGAUUGAGUGGCUCCAACACGGUGGUGGUCAGGUCGGUAUUUAUGACGGCAACAAUAUUACGGAUGAUAGAAGAAAGGAAAUUCAUGACAAAUUAGUGUCCAAUGAUAUACAUGUCCUCUUCAUUGAAUCCAUUUGUGAUAGACCAUCUAUAGUUUUGUCAAAUAUUAGAAGUGUCAAAAUUUCUUCACCUGAUUAUGUAGGCUGGGAUCCCGAAGAGGCCGUCAAGGAUUACACUCAUCGUAUUGAACAAUGUGAGGUUCAUUAUAAGACUAUAACAGAGCUAUCAUUCCCGUUUGUUAAGUUGAUGAAUGUGGGGGAGCAAUUGAUCGUGAAUAAUGUUCGAGGUUAUUUACAGUCUCGCAUAGUAUAUUAUUUGAUGAAUCUGCAUAAUCAUCCGAGAACCAUUUACUUUGCCAGAGCUGGUGAAUCCACAAACCCUCUUUCAUUUAAAGAAGAUGCAGACCUUUCAGAUGAAGGCAAACUGUAUGCCCAAAAAUUAAAAAAAUUUGUUUUAGCCUACCGUCAAAAGAGAAAGCCUACAGCAACGAAUUCCGACGAAAAAGAGCGGCCCUUAACAAUCUGGACGUCGACCCAAAAGAAAGUCAGACAGACUGGUCAUCCGUUUGUUGAGGCAGGAUAUCUAGUUCGGCAACACUCCGUUUUAAACCAGUUGAAUCCUGGUGAAAUCGAUGGGUUAACUUUAGCAGAGAUCAAGGCAAAAUUUCCAGAUGAAAUCGAAAGGGCUAAAGAAGACCCUUAUAGACACCGUUAUCCUAGAGCUGAGGUAAUUAAUAGUUAA
Molecule: messenger RNA, 1074 nt
Organism: Mucor mucedo
Lineage: Eukaryota; Fungi; Mucoromycota; Mucoromycetes; Mucorales; Mucoraceae
Product: 6-phosphofructo-2-kinase-domain-containing protein
Exons: 8
Coding region: 1-1074 (357 amino acids)
Biological process (GO): fructose metabolic process; fructose 2,6-bisphosphate metabolic process
Cellular component (GO): cytosol
Molecular function (GO): ATP binding; 6-phosphofructo-2-kinase activity; fructose-2,6-bisphosphate 2-phosphatase activity
Source: RefSeq, a predicted model, not a curated record